Molecule: messenger RNA, 3462 nt
Organism: Bombyx mandarina (wild silkworm)
Lineage: Eukaryota; Metazoa; Arthropoda; Insecta; Lepidoptera; Bombycidae
Product: zona pellucida domain protein papillote
Source: RefSeq, a predicted model, not a curated record
CCGCCUCAGUCAGCGCAAGACAGCCGACGUGUGCGCAUGUCCGUCGCCGUUUCCCGAAGCCCCGCCUCAGUGCCCGUUACGAACUGUGUUUCAUAACUGUGUUCUGUUUAUUUUACCAAUUUCGAAGGUUUUUACGAACGUAAACGAUCGACGAGGCUGCACAGAGGUACGGAUUAUAAACAGCAUUCUACAAGCAGUUAACGAAUUCGUCUCCUCAAUGCCGCCUUACGCUAAAGGCUUGCAGGAGAGUAGAUUCUAAUAAAACGAGCGCCGACUCGACAAUGAGACUUGGGCUUGACAGCUGACAGUUUCGCGUUCAGCUUCCGUCAUCAUCUCAAUCUCAAUCUCACAGAUCAAAGAUGGCGUUCGUAUUGUAUAUUUUGGCGGGCCUCCUGGUAUCUGCGCACGCGCAAUCGAACUACGGCUCCCAGGCCAACAACAUCGAGUACCAAGGGGAAGGGCUGCCCGAACAAACUGUACUAGAUGGAAAGGUCACGAAGCUGGACGACUUGAGUCCAGUUAUCUUCUUGAACAGAACCAAAGCGGCACUGAACUGCGCUGCGGGUUCCAUGCAGAUCGAAUUGAAAUUUAACGAAAAAUUCUACGGUAUCGCAUACGCUGACUUCGACAGGCACUCAGCAUGUCAAGUGGUAGGGAAGGGUGCUCUUUCCUACAAACUCGAACUGCCCCUCAAAGGAUGCGGAACGAAGCAGAACCCUCUGCGAGUAUUCACGAACAAUAUAGUUGUAAGAUUCCAUCCUGGCUUAGAGAUGGACGGAGACGAGGUCAUCACAAUCGUUUGUCGGUACCCACCGCCCAUCGUUCCCAAGCCAGUCUUCAACCCGCUUAUUGCCACUCCUGAACGCGGGCCGCUACCAGCGAAAGCUCCUUUAGCGGGAACUCAUAUCCUGAUGAUAAUCUGCGCAAUAUUGUUUUUGACACUUCUGCUGCUUGGACUCGGAGUUUCAUACUUGUGUCUGAGAAGACGCGCCCUGCCCGCUCCGAGGAGACUGAUUGACGACUCCUCAGCGUCGAUUGUGAGCAGAGAAAGUAUACAAGAAGUGAAGAUUCCUCGUGCACAUCCUGUAUACCCAAUAGGCGGAGAGGCUGCGAGCGUGGCUUCGGAUACCAUUCCAUCGGAUUAUCCAUCAGAGACUCCCAGCGAGACCGACGCGGCUCAUGCCAACCAUGCUUUCAUUAUGGACGAAAACUAUCACAGUGAAGGAUAUGGUGAAGCCCACGAGACUAGCGCUUCGAACGUGUUAGUGCACGCGGCGCCGCCCGCGUUCGACGUGCGCGUGCGCGUGCAGCGCCCCCCCGCGCCCCCCUCCCCGCAAUCCACCAUCACUACCACCGAGGUCGACGGUGGAAGCAUGCGACACAGCAGUUACCUGGAGGAGCAAGCGCGGCAGGAGUCGGUCCGCACGGUGUCCCCGGUGGCGCUGCCGCUGCCCGCCCGCGCCGCGCAGCUGCCCCCGCCCGAGCGCCCCCCGCGCCCCCCCGCGCUCUACUCGCAGGUCAACAGAGAACGACAGGAGUGGUCGCGGCGGCCGCGGUCCAUUGCCUCCCUCAACACGGAGAUGACCGACACUCACUCGGUCACCGAAGUCACCGACAGGUCGCAUGCUAGAAUGUUCCAUCUCAAGAAACCGCCCCCACCACCGCCGGUGAUGAACGAACGUCUGGUGACGGAGGAACAGGAAAUAACGAUGGAGAGCCUCGAGCCUCUUCCGGAGACACCCAUCAUGCCGGCCAGGAAGCCGGAGGUUACUUCACACGUCGUUGACGACGUGUUCCUGCGCACCAUCACGGAAAAGAAGACCAUCGAAGAUGUCGAGCGACACAAGCGUCUCGUCACUGAAUAUAAACAGGUGCCGGCGCCGCCACCCCAGUUCGACGUGACGAUCCGUAACCACACGGCCCCAGAGCCGCAGUGGGAGAACUUCUCGGACAUAAGCAGCGCUUCCGGGAUGACGCUGACGCCCAAGAUGGAACGGGUACCGCUCUCGCUGCCCCCGCAGAAGAUUAUCGGCAAAGGGGGCCCGGACCUGUUCUCCCCGGAGUUGAUCAAGCAAACGACUCAUGUGUACCAGUCGCCGUCUUCCGCCGACCUCCCACUCCUGCCCGAGCUGCCUCCAGCCCGGAACCCUCUCUACAGGGACGAGGACGACGAGGAUGUGCCGGAGCCGAUUCCCGCACCACCAGUGCCAGCUAACUGGAGCGUUCUGACUAGAGUACUGAAAACGGAAGCUCAAGAUGAGGUCCUGUUGGACUCGGAGCGCUCUCUGCGGCUGACGCGCGAAGAACGCCUCCGCUGGCGCGAGGUGAUCACGCACGAGAGCACCCUGCGCCGCUCGCUGGCACGUUCCUCCACCAGAGAGGACUUCACCAGAGUCGCCCACGACCAGCGCUACGCUCCCCUCUACACGCCACACAAGUGGGACGUGAUCAUACGUAUACUAGCACCGCCCCACGACAAGCCGAAGAACCGCUACCGCAAGAAGACAGAAUGGGACUCCCGCUCCCGGCGUAGCUCGCUGCCGACGCUUUACGAGUACGACAGCGACGCCACGUCCCUGCGCGACCCGCAGCGCUCCCGCCGCUCCUCCUACCGAAGCGACCACGUUGAUAUGAGGUCGAUGUCCGAAAUGAUGGUGGACUACGCGAGAGAGCAGGCGGACACGCACAGCGAAGUCUCCGGGGGAACUCAGCUCGGCAGGUACUACGAUGACGACAGCGACUCCGAACAUCCCUUCCAUAAUAACCAGUCGUGGUCCCGUCACUCUCUCCACCGCUCAGCGAGUCAGCCGUCACUGGCGCGCUCCGCUACUGAAGUGGUGGAGCAGUGGACCGCGCCAGAAGGCGACGUCACACCCACACCGGGACGCAGGCUUAGAGGUCCUCAAGGCCUUACGACAUUUACAUCGUCUGAAGUACGAACGUUCCAAGCGACCUCCAGGGAAUGGCGCGACUAAGGAAUCUACCACUUCAUGAUUAGCCAAUCGAACCAAUAUACAUAGAUGGUUCAGAAAUACACUACGCCACCGUGAACCGACAAAACAUAUUGAUUUGUUAAGCCAACUCAAUAGACACUGUUGCAAGUUGUUUCGUAUUUCGAUCGCGCAAUGAAAACGUGCGAAUUUUGAGGUCAUCGACCUUAUUCAACCUAGCACAGUGGAUGAAACCCACGCUGUAUUACAUUGCAUCAUAAAAUAUAGCAGCAAAUACAUAACUUUUCUAGUUUUUUUUGUUGUAUCUAGGAUCACUAGCAUCUGCCUUGUUUUCGGGAGCUAUCUCUAUUCAUAUUAUUGCUGUCUCUCUUUAUAAUUGUAAAUAGAAAAAGACAGCAUUCAUUUCUAUUUUUAUAAUUUCAUCGGUAAACGAACAGUUUCGAAAUGUAAUAUAAAAGAAAUAAGUAUUUGAUUAGCAAUCAAGAUUUAUAAUUUGUUUUAAAAAAGAAUU